Delphinapterus leucas (beluga whale) is the source of this 3492-nucleotide messenger RNA. RefSeq names its product coiled-coil domain containing 66 (gene CCDC66). Lineage: Eukaryota; Metazoa; Chordata; Mammalia; Artiodactyla; Monodontidae. Gene Ontology annotation, biological process: cilium assembly. Gene Ontology annotation, molecular function: microtubule binding. Gene Ontology annotation, cellular component: cilium; photoreceptor inner segment; microtubule. The record is from RefSeq and is a predicted model, not a curated record.
GUAUACAAGGGGCUUGAGCGGCUCGUGGAGAGCGCGGCCGGUUGCGCCAUGAACUUAGGAGAUGGUUUAAAGCUUGAAACUGAAUUAUUGGAUGGAAAAACCAAGCUAAUACUGUCUCCAUAUGAACAUAAAUCAAAAAUUUCUGUAAAGCAGAUGGGAAAUAAGACCAAGAUUGCAAAAUGUCCUUUAAGAAAUAAACAAACUGGAUACAUUCUGAAAUCACAAAAUACUUGUGUCAGGAGUGAAAAACUUUCGCAAAAGAAGAGAAUUGGUUCAGAAACUUCAUUGGCCAAAAGUGAAAAAAAUAGUAUGACUUUUUCACCAACUAAGGAUUUAUGCAAGCAGUAUGCAGAUAAAGACCAUCUUCAUAUCCAGAAAGAAAUUUCACCUGCAACCCCUAAUAUACAGAAGACUAGAAACAGCAUAAAUGCAUUUGUAGUAGCUAAACAAAAGCCUUGCAAAAAGCACAUCACAGCUGAAAAUGUGAAGAGCAGUUUGGUGUGUCUAACACAAGGCCAACUACAACAGAUUUUGAUGACUGUAAACCAAGGAAAUAAAUCAGUUUCCCUGACUGAGAAUGGAAAGAAGGAGGAAACAAGUCAGUAUAGUCUAAAUUUAAACAAUAUUCCUGAUCAGCCAAAGGAUGAGAACAUCAUGGGACUUCUGCAGAAAACUGAGGCCAUUUCAUCUGUUCAGGAUGAAAAAAAGUCUGUUUUAAAUGAAAAUCAGGUGACAUCUAAUCAGUAUGAGCAAAAAAUUGCCACAGAGAAUAUAUGGAAACCAGCUGACAUAUUCAGUACUCUGGGAGAAAGAGAACGUGAUAGAGGUUUGUUGGAAGCAAAAAAAGCCCAGUGGAGGAAAGAGCUUGGUAGGACAUUAUUUACAGAUGAACAGGUUGCUUUAAAGAAGAAAGAAAAAGAAGCGUCUGAAAAAUGGAAUAAUCCAUGGAAAAAAUCUGAAAGUGAUAAAAUAGUGUGGGAAAAACUUCAAAUUCUCGAUCAGGCUAAGGAAGCAGUACUGAUGGAGCGCCCUUUCAGUGCUGUGAAACAAGAACAGCAGAGAAAAUGGAUUGAAGAGUUGAACAAGCAAAUAGAGGAUGACCGGCAAAAAAAAGUAGAGGAAAAAAUUAUAUCUUCAAAGGGUGAGGAGCAUGACAGAUGGGCAAUACAUUUUGAUUCAUUCAAGAGCUGUCCUGGUUCUCAGUCUCAGCUGUCCUCUCGGUCAACACAAACACAACCAGAGUACUUCUGUGUCUCUCCGGACGCUCAGGACCUGGCUGAUAUCAGCAGUCUGUACACACCUGCAACGGGAAGCCAGGUUGAACCUUCAGAGGAGGAGCACGUAGCAAGACCUGUUAGAGACGUGGCUGUGGAAAGCAGUAAGAAAAGGAACUUUCUCCGUUCUAUGACUGCUCUUUUGGACCCAGCUCAAAUUGAGGAACGAGACAGGAGACGACAAAAACAGUUAGAACAUCAGAAAGCCAUCACUGCUCAGGUAGAAGAGAAGCGCAAGAAGAAGCAGCUCGAAGAAGAGCAAAGAAAGAAGGAGGAACAAGAGGAGGAGCGUCGUUUAGCACGGGAACAAGAGGAGAUGCAGAAACAGUAUGAAGAAGAUAUACUUAAGCAAAAACAAAAGGAAGAAAUCAUGACCCUUAAGACAAUUGAACUGUUCCAGACGAUGCAGAGAGCACAGGAGUUGGCACAGAGACUGAAACAAGAACAGAGAAUCCGAGAAUUGGCUCAAAAGGGACAUGACACUUCUAGAUUGAUUAAAAAUCUUGGCAUUGAUACAAUACAAGUGGAAUAUAAUGCAUCUACUGACAACAUUGCAAAUUCAGCACAUGGCUUGGAUAAAAUCAGUGGUAAAAUGAAUGCAUAUAUCAGCUCUACAGCCUCUCUGAGGAAGGACACUGGUGUGCAAACGGAUGACUUAAAUGCUGGAAUAUUUACCAAUAUAGAAUCAUGCUGUGGAUCGGUAAUAGAGAGGGAAAUUAUAAACUGUUCAUCUCCUGAGAUUCCUGCAGAAUUUAAUGAACAGUUUAACACUAGGAAGAACCAGCAAGAACGAGUAAGUCAUGAUAACGGAGCCAACUUAGAAAAAGAAAACAGUUAUAAUGACCAGUGUAAUCAGUUCACAAGAACAGAGAAGCAAACAAAACAUACGAAGAAGUGUCCUAAAAGGCCUGAUUGGAAUACAAACAAACCACCGAGACGGUAUAGUCCAGCAUCAGAAAAGUACCCUAAACAGCUUCAAAAGCUGAGAGAAGAAAAAAGAGUGAGAAGGCAGAUGGAACUGCUUCAUUUGGUAGAAAGAAAUAAUCCUGGACACCUCUCUCAAAAUAGAGUCACUUCACCAGAUGUUCUUCAUUCAUCUCAAGAAACUGAACCAAGUUUCAGGUGGCAGCUAGUCAAAAAGGAAGAAGAACCUCAGAUAAUUAAUUCUUUCAACAAGGAAAGGUCUCAAUCACCACCAGUUCCGGCAGUGAAAACCAGAACGCAGCAAACUCAGACACUAAAAAACAGUACUUAUGAAAGAGAGAAUGUGAUCUCAGGAGAUAGUCAAACAGAAUUAUCACCUGGGUUUUCUGAACCAUUUCAUUUUAUUCCCUAUGUCCGAACCAAUGAGAUCUAUUACCUUGAUCCAGAUGCACCAUUGUCUAGGCCUUUAACCCAGGAUCCUCAGUACCAAAAUCUACAUGACUGUGACCAAGAACAGCUUUUUGACCAUCUCAGGGACCCACUUCUUAAUCCUAACUUGGUGAAAAACAGGGAUCGACAGCAAGCAAUCCUUAAGGGACUGUCAGAACUGAGACAGGGCCUUCUCCAGAAGCAAAGAGAGUUGGAAACUAAUCUCAUGCCUUUAGCUGCAAAUCAAGAAGAGAAUUUUAGUUCUUCGUUUUAAAUGUAGAAAAUCAAAUCCUUUACAUUUUAUUUGUCUUCCAAAUUAUGAAAUGUGAGAUUGGUUGUUGCUUAACUGUAUUUAUCAAAUAGCCUAGAUUUCUUUUUAAAAUGCUUAUUUAAAACUUGUACAUUAUGUAGUAAAGUAUGUGUGUAUAAAAAAACAAUAAAACAAGACACUUGUAAAAAAGUAGUAAAAAAAAAAAAAAAUUUUUUUUUUUCUGCUCAUCACAAUGUGGGUAUUGAGGUAUUGAUCUACUUACUUACCUUAACACAGUCUGGAGUUUACAGUGUUCUUCCACAAUUUUUACAUGUAGCUUAUUAAAAUAUCACUUAGAUAUUUUGCUCUAUAAAAAGAUUUUAAAGAGUAGAACUCAAAGUUCUUUUGAGGUGCCAAAGGAAGGUCUGACAUACUUACUUUUACUAAAGUAGCCCAGAUUCAGUUUAGGCUUACGUGGAAAUUUUUUUAAGUCCUUUUUUUAAUGACUUCUUUUAUUGUAGAAACUACAGUUUUCAAAAACAUUUACAAGUUUGUAUUAGUAAUGGAGAGGCAGUUAUUAGCAAUACAUGUGGAUUUAAAAUUUAUCUUCACCAU